Pseudocercospora fijiensis CIRAD86 is the source of this 474-nucleotide messenger RNA. RefSeq lists its product as uncharacterized. The transcript has 3 exons. The record is from RefSeq and is a predicted model, not a curated record. Bases 1 to 474 code for a protein of 157 amino acids. Gene Ontology annotation, cellular component: cytoplasm; cytoplasmic dynein complex. Gene Ontology annotation, biological process: microtubule-based movement. NCBI's taxonomy places the organism in Eukaryota, Fungi, Ascomycota, Dothideomycetes, Mycosphaerellales, Mycosphaerellaceae. Gene Ontology annotation, molecular function: dynein intermediate chain binding.
AUGCCGAGAAUCGCCCGAGCUUUGGUCAACCCUCCUUGCCUCCUCGCGUUGAUGUGUUUGUCAGAGACCGAAAAUCUACUGGCACGACUCUCGCACCGGCCUGGCGUGCAAGGCACAUUGAUUCUAUCUCGCGAUACUGGAGCUAUCGUGCGCAGCUCCGGACUGGUGACGGACGAAGAUGUUGAGGAGGAAGAAUCUUCAAGGCCACAAAGCUCAGGUGGUGGUCAGGGUCAGAUCAAUGGUAUAGACGGGCAAGCCAAAAAGAGAGGGACUCGGAAAGCAGAUGAGGUCGCAAGCUUGGUUUUCAAGUUUGUGCAAAGCACUGGGGCUAUGAUUGAGGAGCUCAAUGGCGAGAGCGACGAGGCAAAGCUAUUGAGAGUCCGGACCAAGAAGAAUGAGAUGGUCAUUGUGCCAGAGUCGCAGAACGUGGUGCGAAGCAAAGACAGCUUCGACUUGCUGUCAAUGAGGGCAUAG